CCGCCGCGGCCGCGCCGGCAUGGGCCGGGCCGGGCCCCGCCGCGCCGCGCCAGCCCGCUGACGGCGCCGCGAGCCGGGUCGAGAGUGCCGUCAUGAGUUCUGGAGUCACCAUGAGGUUCGGCAGCGACGCCGCCGCCGAGCUGAGCGAGCUUCACUUGGCAGUCCUUGCGUCGCUAAAGGGAGACAUAGCAGAGCUUAAUAAACGCCUGCAGCAAACUGAGCAGGAACGGGACCUUCUAGAGAAGAAAUUGGCCAAAGCACAGUGUGAACAGUCCCACCUCCUGAGAGAGCACGAGAAUGUCCAGGAGCGAACAACACUUCGGUAUGAAGAGCGCAUCACAGAGCUGCACAGCAUCAUCGCUGAGCUCAACAAGAAGAUAGACCGCCUGCAGGGCACCCCCAGGGAAGAAGAUGAGUACUCAGAGCUUCCAUCAGAAUUGAGCCAGAGCCAGCAGGAGGUCAACGAGGACUCUCGAAGCAUGGAACAAGACCAGGCCUCUGUCUCCAUCCCCGAGAAUCAGUCCACCAUGGUGACUGCUGACAUGGAUACGUGCAGUGAUCUGAACUUGGAGCUGCAGCGGGUGCUGACUGGACUGGAGAAUGUCGUGUGCUGCAGGAAGAAGAGUAGCUGCAGCCUGUCGGUGGCUGAAGUGGACAGACACAUAGAGCAGCUCACCACGGCCAGCGAGCACUGUGACCUGGCAAUGAAGACUGUCGAAGAGAUCGAGGGGGUCCUCGGCCGGGACCUAUAUCCCAACCUGGCUGAAGAGCGUUCCCGUUGGGAGAAGGAGCUGGCAGGGCUGAGGGAAGAGAAUGAGAGUCUGACAGCCAUGCUGUGUGGCAAAGAGGAGGAGCUGAACAGGACCAAGGCCACCAUGAAUGCCAUCCGGGAGGAGCGGGACCGGCUCCGGAGACGGGUUCGAGAACUUCAAACCCGACUCCAGAGCGUGCAGGCCACAGGGCCCUCCAGCCCUGGCCGCCUCACCUCCACCAACCGUCCCGUCAACCCCAGCACGGGAGAGCUGAGCACGAGCAGUAGCAGCAAUGACUUUCCCAUCGCCAAGAUUGCUGAGAGGGUGAAGUUGUCAAAGACCAGGUCAGAAUCUUCAUCGUCUGAUCGGCCCAUCCUGGGCUCAGAAAUUAGCAGCAUAGGGGUGUCCAGCAGCGUAGCAGAACACCUGGCCCACUCUCUUCAGGACUGCUCCAACAUCCAAGAGAUCUUCCAAACACUCUACUCCCAUGGUUCCGCCAUCUCAGAGAGCAAAAUUCGAGAGUUUGAGGUUGAAACAGAACGUUUGAACAGCCGUAUUGAACACCUCAAAUCCCAGAAUGACCUCCUGACCAUAACCCUGGAUGAAUGCAAAAGCAAUGCAGAGAGAAUGAGCAUGCUGGUGGGGAAAUACGAGUCCAACGCCACGGCACUCCGGCUAGCCCUGCAGUACAGUGAACAGUGCAUAGAGGCCUACGAACUCCUGCUGGCCCUGACUGACAGUGAGCAGAGCCUCAUCCUGGGACAGUUCCAGGCGUCUGGAGCCGGCUCCUCUCCUGGAGAGCCAUCCGGGGGCGAAAACAUCACUCAAAUGCUCAAGCGAGCACACGACUGCCGGAAGACAGCGGAGAACGCGGCCAGAGCCUUGCUCAUGAAGCUGGACGGCAGCUGCGGGGGCGCCUUGGCGGCAGCCAGUGGCACCACGCAGCCCUGGGAGAGCCUGUCCUCCACCAGCCACACCAGCACCACCAGCUCCACAGCCAGUAGCUGUGACAUGGAGUUCACCAAAGAGGAUGAGCAGAGGCUGAAGGAUUAUAUCCAGCAACUGAAAAAUGACCGUGCGGCAGUGAAGCUGACCAUGCUGGACCUGGAGAGUGUCCACAUUGACCCGCUCAGCUAUGACGUCAAGCCCCGGGGUGACAACCAGCGGCUGGACCUGGAGAACGCUGUGCUCAUGCAGGAGCUGAUGGCCAUGAAGGAGGAGAUGGCCGAGCUGAAGGCCCAGCUGUACCUGCUGGAGAAGGAGAAGCAGGCCCUGGAGCUGCGGCUGAGCACGCGGGAGGCGCAGGAGCAGGCGCACCUGGCGCACAUUGCGCACCUCAAGGCGGAGGUGGAGGAGCAGGAGCAGCGCACGCGCAGCGGCAGCAGAGACCAGCCCGGCCAGGACUGUCCCGAUGUGGCCACCCUCCCGCUGCCCCUGGCUGAGCUGCGGACCACGUGCGGCGACAAUGAGCUGGCUGCCGAGCUCGCAGGUGCUGUCCGCAGAGAGAAGAAACUAAAAGCCAGAGUUCAAGAGUUGGUCAGCGCCUUGGAGAGACUGACCAAGAGCAGUGAGAUCCGACACCAGCAGUCAGCGGAGUUCGUCACUGACCUCAAGAGAGCCAACAGCAAUCUAGUGGCUGCCUAUGAGAAAGCCAAGAAGAAGCAUCAGAACAAACUGAAGAAGCUGGAGUCUCAGAUGAUGGCCAUGGUGGAGAGACAUGAGAGUCAGGUGAGGAUCCUCAAGCAAAGGAUCUCCCUGCUGGAGGAGGAGCACGUGAGGCCGCAGGCCAACGAGACAUCACUGUGACACCAGAGAGGGACCUGGCGGGGACAGCAGGCCGGCCAGCUCCCUGCCCCGCGCACGACUCAGCAAGCCCGGCCUCUGCAUCCUGCACUCGCCUGGCCCGCUCUCCCAGAGGCACAUUAGUGGGGUCCCAGUCCCAUUCUCUUACGGAGACCGUCGCAUCCCUCAUUUCUCUGCUUUGCUCCCUCCACGGGAAAACGGCUCAGGUGGGGAGGGGAGGGUAUCCAGCCUGCAGAGAGCUGUUGGCACAGCCCACAGACUCUGGCUUCGCAGCCUCAUGCCCAGAUGGCACAGUGGGUUUGCUUCCCACAUCCUGUUGGGAGUUCCACACAGGGCAGUUUGAGGCUGUGUCUGAACACCCCCACAACACUCCUGGUAGGCUCUUGAGGCUUUCCCCUCUUCAGCCUCAGAGUCCUGUUAGUACAUGUAGUGGAACUCAAGAGUUACUACAGGUUUCUUCCUGAGCAGGAGGUUUAUCAGUACUUCCCCCCUACUCCAGGGGACAAAAUUCUUGUUCCGUAUAAAAUCUGAGCUCAGCUACAAAAAGGACAUGUGGGCUCUGGAGCUGCCCAUUUCCCCAGGAGCAGGACUGUCAGGACACUGAGCCAGUGUGAACACCCUGCAGGCUAACCCACCCUAGAGCCUUCUCCUUGAACCCUCAGUUCAAGACUCAACUUCUGCCAUACAAAGGCAGAGUGGGGGAAAGGCUGUGGAAGCCUCUUACUCCUCAGGGGGUCAUGUAUGGUGCUUCAAGGAGUUUAUUUCUGGCAAAAUGUUAACAGCAUGCACCCAGGACCAAAGUUCUGCUUUUAUUCCUGAAAGUCUUCCUGUUUAAAUUCAUUACUCUUUCUCUACUUAACCUUCACUGUCUGACGCCCUCACUUUCUUUCCAUCCUCCUGUGCUGCCCUAAGUCUUCCGGUCCUGGAGCACCCCUGUAUUUGAAAGACCCACUUGCUAUUUUGCUUUUGUGCUUGGAGAUCGACCCACAGUCUGCUGUGGGAGAUAUGUUCCCUGCCACCAUAGCUCACAGUUUUGCAGAUGUCCAUGAGCCAAAGGUGUGCUCUCAGAAUGCAUGACACGAGUUCCUCAGCCUUCUGUGAAAUAUGACAGUCACCCCGACCAGCCCACCUGGAAGGGAAGAAUAAUUCUGUUCCAAAGCAAUCACCUUUAUUUCUCAAGCUAGCAACAAGGUUGCCCCAUAGGCUAAAAGUCAAAACCAAUGUAUCAGUCUGGAAGUGCCAGUGUUGUGUGCUUUAAUCACUGUCCAAGUGCCCAUUAGUUUCUGUUUCUGGUUGAACCUAAACAAAUAGGCUUUUUCUAAGCAAUUGAAAAAAAUAAAAUAAAACUUUUAUUCUUCAGAUAAAAAAUUUGUCACCUUGUGACAAAUCACAAGGUAAAUAUUUUGGGCUGUGGUAGGGGAAGAUUCAGCCCACAAUUCAUGUUUCCAGCUGCCCUGAAGAAUCUUCUCGGUUGGCACGCUGGGUGCACAGAAUGGCAUCAGUGGUUGGCUUCUCUCACAUGGCUGCCUGGGCACCCCUUCUCAUUCUCACCAACAAUGAAAUGUGCAGCGAGCACAGAAAUAGACCCCAGGGCUACCAUCCUUGCUCCAGGUUGAAACAGAGAAUCCACUCUUCAGGGAGCAUAAAUCCUCCAACCCCAGGUGGUCAUGGCACCUCCUAACAGCCCCAACUACUACCAGCCUCAUCUGGCCCCAUUUUGAACCCAAAGCAUUACUGCAGCAUUUUAAAAUGUAUUGUGUGAAAACUAUCUUCCCAGUAAAAUGGUUACUUUUAUAAAUACAGAGAAUGAAGGUUAUUCAUUUCUUUCCUCCUAUUUUUCAAAUACUCCAUCCAUUAAGACGAACACAAGGCAAAGAUGACCCAGCAGGCAUUAUUUAUGCUCACUGUAAGACUGAUAAAACUGUACUGGUUUAAGUAAAACAAUUUCAAUCCCUGCAUGGAUAAUUUUUUAUCUUAAUAGCCUAUUUUUUUUCUCAAAUUAGGAGCUGAUGUAUAUUGACUCCCUUGGCAGGGCUACAUAAUGAUGCUGACUCAAGUUUGCUUGAGGUUAAAAACAUCCAGAAUUUCAUAUUUUUCACUGUUUUUAUUUCAGGUGGUUACUCCUUUCAGGCAGUCACCUUCGGAAUUGUCUUUGGUUGUUGGAGAAAUAGGAAUGAUGAACCCAUUUAAUAGUUCUCUGAAGGUUCAUUUCCCUCUUCAGUGUUGAGACAGAAAAUCAAAAGCAAAAGAGAUUAGUGUGUGUAGCAGGAAUCUGAGAUUCCAAACCCAUGAACACCAGCUACCAAGCUGCUGUGGCCUCCAGGGUGCCACUUUCCCUUUGAGAUAAACUUCCCUUGGAGAGAGGUUAUUCCUAAUAGCAGUGUGAACAGAUUGUCCAUACAGGCAGAAUUACUGUUCCAUAGGCAUUCACCUACUGGCAUUUUAGGUUUCUGAAGUUAAUGUACAUCCUACAGAAAAACUGAAGUAUUCAGUUAGUCAUAAUUGCUGAAUUCUCUGUUGAGAUGCAUGAACUUGUUAUCACCUGCCUCAGAGCCACUUUUAUAGGAAUGUUUGAGAACUUAAAAGUGGAGCCUUGACACUCCGUUGCUCCAGAAAGGGAGGGCAAUAGCAUUUUGUUUGGAACAAAUGUUAGAAUUAUGACUGAAUUUUACUGUCCUAAGAAAAACCUCAAACUAUAUAAAUCCUCAUAGUUAGUUGCCUGUUCUCUUCUGCAAGGGAACUGAUUCUGUUGGCUCAGAAAAGUUACUCUGUAAUUACUUUUUAAUUGUCAGUUCAUUUUCUUAACACAAAGCUCUCAAAAUUAAGUGACAUGAUGAAAAAGACAUCAAUACUACAGAAAAUUCUUUAACAACUUCUGAACGUCAUAGAGCUCCAGAGACCUUUAACCCAUUUUCAAAUGCAAGGCUGGCAGUAUGUCUCAUCCAUCUGGGAAUGGAACUAUUUAAAGUGAAAAAAGAUCAUACAAAGUUUAUAGCUGUACCACCCACUUCUAGAUACAGCAAACAUAGCUAUACUUAGCAAGUUUAUUUUGGUUUGUUUUGUUUAAGGGGGUGCUACACCUGGUGAUGCUUAGGGCUUGCUCCUGGCUUUGUGCUCAGGGACUCAGGGAACCAAAUGGGAUGCUGAGAAUCGAACCCAGACUGGCCACAGACAAGGCAGGCAAGCACUCUACCUGCUAUACUAUGUCUACAACCCCUACAGUUAGACAGUUUUUAGUGGACAAAAGGAGAGGUCAAAGGAAAAAAAUUAUUUGAAAUGCCUACACUGAAUUUAAUUAGUGCAGUCAUGGGAUUACCAAGGAAUUUGGGGGAAGCAGGUGAGCAAAAUUAGUAUUUUGUUGGUUUUUGUGUGUGUGUGUGUGUGUUUUUUUUACAGUAAAUCACAGAUUUGUAGGACAUGAUUAUAAAAUAGCUUCUGGAAACUGUGAUGUUAUUUUUCUACUUGUACAAUUUUCAAAAUGGCCUUUUAACAAGAAAUGAUACAAUCAAAUGAUACAGGGGGCUGCAGUCGUGUUCAGGCGCUGGGGAGCACUUUAUAAGAGCCUAACUUGUUACUGAGAAACUAGGCCGUGGCUGCACACAGCCCUGGCUGAUGCCCAUCAAAGCCUGUUCGAGCUAACUGAAGCCUCAUGUCUCUGUAGGGCAGGUGAGUUAACUCUGAACCUUCUGUUUCACAAACUCACAAAGUCCCUUUCCACAUUUGUACCAAGACCUAUGCCUUAGGCUUCAAGCCACUAACUUUUACAAGUAAAACUAGAAUCACCAAUGAAUCUGAUGCUGCAGCUUCACUGAGAGGGCACUGAAAUUACCAACAAGUAGAAAGGAUUAGGGUCCAGCAGCUGCAGCCUAUGGGGAGGAGAGCGUCACACUGCAUCUGGGUGAGACUCACUGGUGGGGACUAACCAUGUCCUUGCAGUCGUUUUACAGGCUUCCCCACAGUCAAGGAGCUACCUCUCACUCAGUACCUAAGACCCAGAAACAGCACAAGAGCAGAACAUACACGUUUGCCUGUUAUACUAAUAACCUGCUUCAUUAGUUGCUCUACUGUUUACUUUUGCACUUAUUGCAAAUCAAAUCUAUGUGGGAAAUGUUCUGUUUGUGGAAUUCCUAGCAGUCAUGUAUAGUGCUCCAUGUAACGUCUGCCAAAUGAAUGAGGACCCCUAAUCUUAUCUCUUGGCUGGGACCUACUGCAAAGGUGAUAAAGACAUGCCCACUCUUUAUCAGUUUUCAGGCAUAUCAUCAAGAUUUCUUUGCAUGUGACUUUAAGGUUCCUAUUAUUUGAAAGUGUUCUUUUAAACCACUUGAUUUAUUGGAAAAAUCUGUUUGAAUGUACUAUGUUAUAAAGAACAUGUGAUUUCAGUUUCAUCUGUCAUUACUGUUCUACAAUUUGUACCACAAGUCUCAUUUUAAAGUAGCCAGUAAACACUGUACUAUACCUUGUAAUUUUUUAAUUCUUGUAUACCUAAAUGUUUCCAGAUGCCUAUUAGUUUUAGCUGCUGUAAAAUUGCCACUUUGUGUUAUUUGAUAUAGAAUUGUUUUAAAGAAGACUCCAUUUAUUUAUACAGAGACAUUUAUAAUAUUUUACAAACAUUCUUAUAUUCUGAAUAAACAUUUCUAAUUUCAUGACGUA
Messenger RNA from Sorex araneus (European shrew), 7205 nucleotides. It is a transcript of the gene MCC, whose product is annotated as MCC regulator of WNT signaling pathway. The transcript is spliced from 17 exons. The coding region runs from base 93 to 2558 and encodes 821 amino acids. NCBI's taxonomy places the organism in Eukaryota, Metazoa, Chordata, Mammalia, Eulipotyphla, Soricidae. Gene Ontology annotation, biological process: negative regulation of canonical Wnt signaling pathway. The record is from RefSeq and is a predicted model, not a curated record. Gene Ontology annotation, cellular component: cytoplasm.